Molecule: messenger RNA, 1209 nt
Organism: Plasmodium adleri (nom. inval.)
Lineage: Eukaryota; Apicomplexa; Aconoidasida; Haemosporida; Plasmodiidae
Product: conserved Plasmodium protein, unknown function
Exons: 3
Coding region: 1-1209 (402 amino acids)
Source: RefSeq, a predicted model, not a curated record
AUGUGGAAUUUAAUUAAUUAUAACAAUGAAAAUGAGUCUAAUGCAAAUGCCACUUUUUGGAGUAUCUUCGGAUAUGAAGAUAAACCAAACGAAAGUAUAACAAUUAAUGAAAAUGAACAAAAGGAAAAUAAUUUAAAAGUCGAAAAUAAUAUCGAACCAGAGUCUCUUAGUGACAAUACAAACAAAGAUAUUCGAAGGAAAAAGAAAAAAAAAAAAAACAAACUCAAAGAUAAUAUUGAUAAAUCACCUUUCCUCAGUGAUAUUAGCGCUUAUGCAGAUUAUUGUACUAGUGAUGAUGUUACUGAUAAAUAUUCAUUCAAUGAAAAUAAUGAUCAUAUGAUAUCGACAAAAAAUAAUAAAAAUAAUUAUUCAAAUGAUAUAACUGAAAAGGAAAAUGACCUGACCGUACAGGAAGAAAAAGAACUAAGAGGUGAUCAAGAAAAUGACCUGACCGUACAGGAAGAAAAAGAGCUCAUAGGUGAGCAAGAAAAUGACCUGACCGUACAGGAAGAAAAAGAGCUAAUAGGUGAUCAAGAAAAUGACCUGACCGUACAGGAAAAUAAGACAGAAGGAAUGGUAGAAGAAAAUUAUAAUAAUAGUUCAUUACCAUAUGCUAAUGAAUGGUUAUUUGAUAAAAUAAAAGAAAUAUUAGAUCCUUCUAUAAAUCAAGAAAGUAUAAGUGAAUUAUUGACACACAAAUAUAACAGUUUUAAUGAAGCGAAUACAGGGAUUUUUGAUUUAUUAGAGAAUUUAUUAGUACGUAGUGGAAGUAACAAUCAGGAGAAUAUGGAGAUUAGUAAACAAAAAAAAGGUAAUUAUUCUUAUAAUCAUUAUAAUUCGAUGGAUGAAUCAAUAAAUGAGCAUUAUAAUUUUAUUAAUUAUUCUAUUCAUUGUAUUAAUAAAGAAUUAUCUGCAAACGUUGAGUUAGAAGCUACCAAAAUGAUGAAAAUUUAUAAUCAUUCAUUGAACAAAUAUAAAAAUUAUAUCAAUUUUAAGGAUGAUAUUUAUCAAGACUUAGUAAAUGAGGGAGAAGAAAUAUCAACUUUAAUAUUUGAUGAAAAUAAAAAAAUUAAAAAAAGGAUUCCAAAAAUUGAUUUUCUUGUUUUAAUUAAUAUUAAUAGUGAGAAUUAUAAUAAUAUUAUUGAAUCUCAUAACAUACAAACACCGAAAUUAAAUUUAGAAGAGAUCUUUAAAAUUAACUUAAUAUAA